Perkinsus marinus ATCC 50983 is the source of this 243-nucleotide messenger RNA. RefSeq lists its product as hypothetical. Bases 1 to 243 code for a protein of 80 amino acids. The record is from RefSeq and is a predicted model, not a curated record. Lineage: Eukaryota; Perkinsozoa; Perkinsida; Perkinsidae. The transcript has a single exon.
AUGUUUGGAUUCGCUAUCCUUGUGAGUACCGUCGCGGCUAUAAUGGCCUCUGGAGUCCCUAGUGAAUGGUGUGAGGAAGACCAUAAUGUCUUUGUUGAAGAGGACUGUUACGAUAAUCUCAUAUCGUGUGAUUUCCUACCAAGUGGUGGUAUUAAGACAAAUUUCAAAGUGGUGAUUCAUGAGCUUAGAGUCCAACCCGUCCGUGAAAUCGGGUCCCUCAUAUCGAUUGGUAUGCUCAAGUGA